This is a messenger RNA of Syzygium oleosum, 1434 nucleotides long. RefSeq lists its product as uncharacterized. The transcript is spliced from 3 exons. Bases 136 to 1158 code for a protein of 340 amino acids. Lineage: Eukaryota; Viridiplantae; Streptophyta; Magnoliopsida; Myrtales; Myrtaceae. Gene Ontology annotation, molecular function: protein-folding chaperone binding. The record is from RefSeq and is a predicted model, not a curated record. Gene Ontology annotation, cellular component: cytosol.
GUUCUUCUCACUUCAUCACACACAGCGGCACGCGACCCAACGCCAGCCAGCACAUACAAGCGCCGUACGUAUAAUCCUGCCGCAAAACUUGAAUAUACGGGAAGAAGUAGCGAGAGAGAGAGAGGGAGGGAGGAGAUGGGUGUGGAUUACUACAAGGUGUUGCAGGUGGACAAGGGCGCCAGGGACGAUGACCUGAAGAAGGCGUACCGGAAGCUCGCCAUGAAGUGGCACCCGGACAAGAACCCCACCAACAAGAAGGAGGCCGAGGCCAAGUUCAAACAGAUCUCCGAAGCCUACGAGGUUUUGAGUGAUCCUCAGAAGAGAGCAAUUUACGACCAGUAUGGUGAAGAAGGACUGAAAGGCCAAGUUCCACCGCCCGGUGCCGGUGGUCCGGGAGGAGCAACCUUCUUCCAAACCGGGGAAGGCCCGAACGUCUUUAGGUUUAACCCGAGGGAUGCGAAUGACAUAUUCGCGGAGUUCUUCGGGUCCUCGAGCCCGUUUGGAGGUAUGGGAGGGAUUGGAAUGAGGGGCGGUUCGAGAUCGUUUGGAGGAAUGUUUGGAGAUGAUAUAUUCGGCUCAUUCGGAGAAGGUAGGCCGAUGAGUCAGGGUCCUCGUAAGGCUCUGCCUAUUGAAAAUAAAUUGCCUUGCAGCCUCGAGGAGCUCUACAAAGGGACGACAAAGAAGAUGAAGAUCUCUAGGGAGAUUGCAGAUGCUAGCGGAAAAACUAUGCCAGUGGAGGAAAUUCUAUCCAUUGAAAUAAAGCCUGGGUGGAAGAAGGGCACAAAGAUUACAUUUCCGGAAAAGGGAAAUGAACAACCUGGUAUGAUUCCCGCUGAUCUCGUCUUUGUGAUCGACGAGAAGCCGCAUAGCACCUUCACAAGGGAUGGCAACGACUUAGUCGUGACGCAGAAGAUAGUGCUUGCGGAGGCACUUACAGGGUACACGGUUCACCUCACCACAUUAGAUGGAAGAAACCUGACCAUACCCAUCAACAAUGUGAUCCAUCCGAGCUACGAGGAGGUCCUUCCUAGAGAAGGGAUGCCCAUACCAAAAGAACCGUCGAGGAGAGGGAACUUGCGGAUCAAGUUCAACAUCAAAUUCCCAUCGAGGUUAACUGCCGAGCAGAAGGCCGGGAUCAAAAAACUUCUGGGUCCUUGAUUAGUUCGAUUCUUGUUUGAGUUUGAAAUGAUGUGCAUAUCGUUUUUGAUGAACCAUUCAUAUAAAUAUCGAGUGAGUUGGAAUUGUAACGUAACUCAGGUUGCCCCUGGGGCCAAAUGAAUAAGGGAUACAUUGAGAAGCUGGGUCUUUGAAGAAAGACAUUAGCACUUAGCAGGCCAGCUCCUUUAAUGUGGUUACAACUUUGUCAUUUGUUAGAAGUCCAACAUUGUGAAAAACUGUGUUCUUCAAUGAUUUCGGCAUGAGAUUGAUCCUGUA